Molecule: messenger RNA, 444 nt
Organism: Medicago truncatula (barrel medic)
Lineage: Eukaryota; Viridiplantae; Streptophyta; Magnoliopsida; Fabales; Fabaceae
Product: AT-hook motif nuclear-localized protein 1
Exons: 4
Coding region: 34-444 (136 amino acids)
Molecular function (GO): minor groove of adenine-thymine-rich DNA binding
Source: RefSeq, a predicted model, not a curated record
AUUAUCAUUGUGAAUGCUGGAGAGGAUGUUCCUAUGAAGAUAAUGUCAUUUUGUCAGCAAGGACCAGAAGCUAUAUGCAUUCUAUAUGUAAAUGGAGUCAUAUCAAAAGUCGUCAUUAGUCGACCUCAAUCGUCUCGAACAUUAUUCACAUAUGAGGUGAAGCUUCACGGUAGAUAUGAAAUUCGAACUUUAUCUGGCUCAUUCAUGCCAAAGGAAAAGUGCGGAAGGCGAAGUAUAUCUGGUGGCAUGAGUGUUUCUUUGGUGGAUCUACAUGGACAUGUUGUUGGCGGUCGCGUAGCUGGUCCAUUGGUGGCUGCAAGUCCUGUAAAUGUAGUGGUAGGCAGUUUUCUGCCAAGUGAACAUGAGCAGAAGCUAAAAACACAGAAUAAUGAGGUAAUUUCAACUCCAGCUGCUCCCAUGUCUACUGCUGGUCCAAAUACCUAA